This is a messenger RNA of Mytilus californianus (California mussel), 4623 nucleotides long. RefSeq names its product nephrin-like. Gene Ontology annotation, cellular component: cell-cell junction. The transcript is spliced from 13 exons. The coding region runs from base 108 to 2738 and encodes 876 amino acids. Gene Ontology annotation, biological process: cell-cell adhesion. Gene Ontology annotation, molecular function: cell adhesion molecule binding. NCBI's taxonomy places the organism in Eukaryota, Metazoa, Mollusca, Bivalvia, Mytilida, Mytilidae. The record is from RefSeq and is a predicted model, not a curated record.
AUAAAUUAUCCUCUGAUUACUUUAUAUGUAGUCACAAGUGGCGAUGUCCUAUUACAUCACAUUGCAAUGUAGUACUAGGACGACAGUUAGUGUUUAUUAAAUACAUAAUGGAGUUAAUUCACAUUUUCUUAAUUUUUAGCGUAGAUUUUCUUUCUGUAAUGCUGGCUACUGGUAAACCAGAUCCAUUGAAAGAUGUAAGAAUUAAUGCCAUCGGGAAAAAUGCUAACAUUUCGUGGAAUAUUUCAUUAAAUGAGUGGAAAACUACAAUUAUUAGUCUUUACGAUUCAAAAGGAGACAAAGUUACAUUCGAUUCCUCAAACGCCUAUAAAUAUGUGCCUUUUCCAAAUACCAGCUAUGAAAUUGUCAAUCUAACGUUAUGUGCAGAAUAUGUUGUCAAUAUCCUAUACAAAAACACUGCAGGACAGUGGUCAGAUUUCACCAAACGAAAGUUUUGGAUGACAAAUACCACAGUUACUGCUGAAAUCGAGGAAAAUGUUGAAUUAUCAUGGAGGACCGGUUUUACAGAUAACAGUGCAAUUUCUGUUUAUGCGCCAACUAAAUUAAUAUAUGCAGUGCAGUUUGGCACUUUAAUUCAUAAUUCUGAUAAGAAGAAAUACAAACUAGGAGAAAAAUCAAAGGAUGUAAGCACUAUAAACAUAACCAUCAUACGUGUGGAGACGACUGAUGCUGGGCUAUAUCGAUCAAGGGAUGAUCUAAAUGUGAAUCGGUGCUGUUUAUUAGUUGUAACAACUAAACCAACGGAUCCAACUUUAACCAUUAGCCCCGAGCAUCCAUUUGUCAACAGUAGAGUUAUCUUUACAUGUCAUUCAACAGUGCAAAGAUGGCCUGGGUAUAUACCUUCAAAUUUGUCGUAUCAGUUUUUUGGAAACAGAAGAGGUGAUGAUGAAAACAAUAAGUUAAUAAUAAACACCCUUGCUAAGUCGGAUAAAGGCAUGAACAUAUCUUGUCAGGCAACUGAUGAUCGCAAGAAAGUUUCUAUCAUGAGUGAUGCUGUUACUUUGGAUCCUUAUUAUGGUCCUGACAAUGUUGUGCUGAAACCUGGACACACAACUAUCAAUGUUACAGAAGGAACUACAUUAGGUCCUAUACGUUGUACUGCAACCUGCAAUCCGAAAUGUUUAUUCAGAUGGAAACUGAAUCAAUCAAGAACUUUUGAAGAUGUCCUUUCCGGUGAAACUCUAAAUGUAGAAAAUAUAAAGAAGAAUAAGGCCGGGAUCUACCGUUGUCUAGUUGUUUAUCCUUAUAAUACAACACUUCGUAGAAGAACAGAUAUAUCAGUAAAUGUACAUUUUUCUCCAAAAAUUAGAACACUUUGGUUAAGUGAUAAAAAUUAUACUUAUGGAUCGAGAAGCCCUACAAUCUAUAGUUUCAGUGAAGGCAACCAUCUAACGAUUACACUGCGUAUUGAAAGUAACCCAGAUCCGCAGAUAGUAAUACACUCCUCUUUGUUGAAGUUUCCAACAUUACUUUAUACCAAACAAUCUAAUGAUUUCUCAACAAAACUACCUUCUCUAAGAUGUGAAAAUACAGGAAACUUUACAAUACAUGCUAGUAAUGGGAUAGCGUAUGGAGACAACAGAACAGUCAACUUAGUGAUACGGUGUAAACCUCGGGAUGUUAAAACAGAACGUAAAAUAGGAACAAAGGUCAACACCGAUGUAAGAAUAGUAAUGAAUGUAAUAUCAUUUCCGGCACCAACUGUAACGUGGCUUCGUAAGACUGCAUUCAUUUGGAGGGUCGAGAAAGACAAAUACGAUUACAGACAUAAUAUUAGUUCCACUAUACGAAUUACUUCGAUAGAUGAUUUUAGUGAACACGGAAUAAAAAUAUGCAAUACGUUAGGAUGUAUUGUGGAAAAUAUCACUUUGAAACCGGAAGAUAAGCCAGAAGCACCGCGUAAUUUCUCUGUCGAAACAACAACAUUUAGAUCAGUUAAUUUAUCCUGGAUUGUUGGAUUCAAUGGUGGACACGAGCAAACUUUUUCAGUCCAGUUUAAAACAAGAGAUGGUGGCCAAGAGGUCACAAAGACCGUUCAAACUGAUGACAUUACAACUGGUAGUACGGUAUACUUCACAUUAAAUGAGCUUAAAGCAGACACGUCAUAUCAAGUAAUGGUUUUGUCAACAAACAAACAUGGGAAACGGAAUGCAUCACUUGAAUUCAAAACAAAAGUGGAACCUACCGUUAAAUCGCCUUCAAAAUCAGCUUCCAUGCCCGGGAUAUUAGUUGGUAUUGGAUGUGGUAUUGCAGUUAUACUUAUAAUAGUUACUUCUCUAUAUGUGUUUUGCAGCAGAAGGAAUAGAGGCACCAAAAGCGAAAACGAAAACGAGGAUUCUAAUGAACCUGCAAAUGCGGAAUAUGCUUCUGUUGCUAAAUCCAAAUCCAAAUCUAAAAAGGUACAUUACAAAGAAGACGAAAUUGAAACAGCUAAUGAUGAAUAUGCAGUUGUAGACAAAUCAAAUAAAAAGAUAGAUUACACAGAGAACGACAAUGUAUAUUCAAAUCAAGGCGAUGCAGAUUUGCUUAUACAUCAACCGUUGAAAGCAAAGCCAUCUGGACGGAGCAAAAAUCAGGAUGGUUUGACAUACAUAGAAGUAUCAUUCACAAGGAAGCCAAAAGAUCGACGUCGUAUCAUUGGAGCUGAAAACAGGACUGACUAUGUUGAUAUAGAUUUCACAAGGAAAGCUGAUCCAUUACCAGAUAGCUCAGAUGAAUAACCUCUUUAAAACUGAUUUUUUUACUCGAUUAUUGUUUUAAACAUGUUUGAAUAUAGAAAUAUUUCUUUUAACAGUUUGAAGUGUAUGACUUGUACAUUCACAAAAAUGAUAGAGGAUCUGGAUAGGGUUAACAUAGAAGAGAAUAAUGGGAAACUAACAUAUAAAAAAGUUGUGGAACAACUUGACAGCAAAAAUAAAGGAAUAGAGAUAAAAGGCCUAAAAACUAAUGAACAUAAAAAUGAAGACAUCCCAAUCCAGACCCUCACACUAAGUAUUUCAAAAAGUCAGAUCAAUCUGACUCUAAAUACCCGAAGUUCCUCUUUCAGAUGAUAAUAUUGCUUGUAUGUCAGUCACGCCUUAACUAUAAAGAUCAGCAAUAAAACACAGGAAGAUCUGCUGGGUCAUUUUUGAUUUCGAAUACUUUUAUAAGUCAUGUGUGUGUUUGUGUGUGUGUGUGUGUGUGUGUGUGUGUGUGUGUGUGUGUGUGAGUGAGAGAGAGAGAAAAAAAUUUAAUCUAGAGUUAGUGUUAAAGUGCACACCUUGGUCAUUUUGUUAUCAAGAGAUAGAAAGAGUGUACUACUGUCAUGUAAACAAUGUUUUACUUUUUUUUGAGUUUUGCACGAUACAGCUUUUUGAUGUUUAUCUUUUCAUUUACAUGAUGUUUUUUUUUAAUUAAUGUUAUCAAUAGUUUAAUGUUUUACUCUAUUGUAAAUACAGCUUUCCUGCCCUGAUGAAUAUUCGAUUAAGGACUUCUUCUGCGAACGGAGAAAUCAAAAGUCCAAAUUCGAUUCAUGUCAAAAUUCGAAAUAAUUUAAUGAACUAAAAAUACACUGGAACUCAAUCAAUAAAAUUUACCCUCAGAUCAAUUCACAAACUAUUAUAAUACAAAGAAUGUUGAUUAUUUAAACUUAAUAAGGAAAUGUGUUUCAUUUCCGUUUCAAGUCGAUGACCCGGAACGAAUCUAGAUAUACGACUUUUUUUACCAACCACCAAAAAUAAUUGCAAUAGUAUUUAUAAAAUAUUCUUUUAUAUCGUUAAACAGAAAUGUUCUAUAACAAAAUGCUCCUUAUCAAUUUACAUCUGUCAAAAGUUUUAACAAAUAUUUCCCAUGAUACAUUUACAUUCUAAUAAGUUACAUUACACCACUUUAAUUCAAAAUCCGUAACGCCAUUUUUUUCAUUGUCCAUUAUUGUAAUGAACAUAUCAUUGCACAUUAAACUGAUAGUAUCAUAUACAACUGUCUGUUCAAUCGUUAAUACGUUAUACUCGGUGACUGAACGAUUGACUCAUUCGUGUAUGUUGGUUUUUUUUUUAAUUUAUUCGUUUUGCAUGCAAAUUUAUUUUUUUGUAAGUUUUAUAUGUUUUGUAGCAUGUCUUUGCUUUUGUCGUUUUUCGUUUGGCCAUAAUGGUGUCGAUUAUCUCCGACUUAUGUGUUUUAUUAUCCCCCUCCCUCGUUUGAAUAAAAAGAAGCGGAUGAAACACCACCGUCAAGAAACAAAAUUAAAAGAGAAAAGUAUAAAAGUUGUCCCGUUUAUCAUAUAUUUAGACAUAAAGGUUACCAUGGGAAUGAUAAGGGACUUUCCGUUUUGAAUUUUCCCUGGAGUUCGGUAUUUUUGUUAUUUUACUUUUUACUUACAUCCGUGUAAUUUGGUCUGUGGUGGAUAAUUGUCUUAUUUCAAACGGAAUAGCACAUCCUAAAUUUUACGGUGAUGUUGUAAACCGAGCCCGGAAAUUUAGAUACGAUCCGGGUAAACUUAUCAAUCCUUUAAAUAAAAUUAUUCUAAAAGGUUACCUAUUCAAAACUGUAAUUAAAUCUUUGAAUAUAGUUUUUAUUGGAAUAAAUAUUGAUUUUGUUAUCGGUAAAUUAAAACCAUACUAAAUAUUA